This is a messenger RNA of Centruroides sculpturatus (bark scorpion), 1840 nucleotides long. RefSeq lists its product as uncharacterized. The record is from RefSeq and is a predicted model, not a curated record. Lineage: Eukaryota; Metazoa; Arthropoda; Arachnida; Scorpiones; Buthidae. The transcript has 2 exons. Bases 263 to 1840 code for a protein of 525 amino acids.
GAGUAGUUCUGUAACGGUCAUUUGUAGCAGCCAUUUUGUACCAGUGUUUCAUUCCGCAUUAAACGUUAUUUUUUGCAAAACCGCAGUACUUUCAUAUUUUUACAGUCCAUUAAAGAUCGACAAACAUCUGGUCCGUCGAGGCGGAUCAAGAAGAAAAGAGAGACAACUUCGCAAGCAAAUAAGAUUGGGUCAAACUUCAUUAAGUCACCUAUCCAAGGUAGGAGGAAUUUACCUGUCCGUUAUACGUGGUAGACAGUUUAAAAUGGAUCAACUCGAGAAAUUAAAGAAAAAGCGCGCUUCGAUAAGAGCUAGUGUGACGAAAUUAAUUAGUAAAAUCGAUAGUUUAAUUGAAAGCGACGAUAGAGAGACAGAAACUCAUCUAGAAAUACUGGAUCAGUUGAGUCGAAAGGAAGAGUCAUUGAGAACCUUAAACGGGGAGAUUGAGGGUUUCAUUACUAGCCCAACUGAUUAUGACACUGAGAUAGUCAAUAGUGAAGAAUAUGAGGACAAAAUUAUAAGUUGUAAAUUUAAGAUCCAGUCUCGUAUUAAACGAUUAGAAGCAGAUUCGUCCGUGGUCACGGUGACUCAGGGCCCCGUAGUUCGAAAUAAUUCCGCUAAUAUUAAGUUGCCGGAGAUUCCUCUACCGAAAUUCUCUGGAAAAUAUGAAGAAUGGAGUAACUUUAAAAUGCAAUUUGAUAAUAUCAUUUCGUCAAACGAGCAACUGUCGGCAGAACAAAAACUACAUUAUUUGAAGGCUGCUCUCGUAGGGGAAGCUAAGAGUUUAGAAACGUUAAACGAUUCGUUUGCUUCAUUGUUUCAAGCGCUACAAGAAAGGUACGAAAAUAAGAAAUUAAUAGUAGAAACCCAUGUUAAUGCGAUUCUGGACUCUGUAAAAUUACCUUAUGAGUCAGCAAGGGGUUUGAGGAGUUUAAUUGAUAGCAUCAAUAGAAAUAUGCGAGCACUAAAAGUCCUAGGAUAUGAAAGGAAUGAGCUUUCUGAUAUCUUAAUUUUAAAUAUCGUACUUCAGAAGCUGGAUAAGGAGACUCUAAAACAGUAUGAGUUCAGUAUCAGUUCGAAUGACGUUCCUAAACUAGAUAAUUUGAUUUCAUUUUUGGAAAAGCGUUCUCAGAUUUUAGAAAACAUUAAUAAGACCACGUUCGUGAAACCAAGGUGUAGUCAAGAUAGAGUUAAACCGAAAAGCUUGUUUGUGAAAUGUAACAAUUCUAUGUCUCAUUGUAUUUUAUGUAAGCAAAAUCAUCCUGUUUACACUUGUGAUUCCUUUUUACGGCUUGAAGCCUCCCAAAGAAACGAUGUGGUGGCCAAAAACAACCUCUGUUUCAAUUGCUUAAGUGAUCGGCAUAAGUUAUCCAGUUGCAACUCUAAGAGCUGCUGUAAGAUAUGCCGAAAGCGACAUAAUACAUUACUGCAUCGAGAGAAACAAGCUAUGAUUGGUUCAAAUGUGCCAGUGGUCGACAGCAAACCGACUCCAAUCAAGCAGGACCUUAAUCCCGACGCAAUAGAGUUUCGUGAAGGUACUGCAGAGGCUACAUAUGCUGUUUCCAAAUCUGAAGAACCUGUACUAGACCUAAGUACAUCAUCACCUACUGCAAGCACCUCAUAUUCACAGAGUGCUCCAACAAAGAGAUUUGAAGAAAGCAGGCAUCGAAAUAAAAAGCAGAAAACUAGCCAUGUUGUUGAACUAUUACAACUUGUUCAAAGACAGCAUGAGGAAACGAGAGAGGUCGAUAACCAAAUAUUAACUUUAUUUAAAGAUCAAAAUAGCCUUUUUCGCCAGAGUUUAAAUUUACAAAAAGAAUUUAAUUGCUGCUCUUGUAAAUAA